Messenger RNA from Bombina bombina (fire-bellied toad), 1857 nucleotides. Its product is annotated as t-SNARE domain-containing protein 1-like. Gene Ontology annotation, cellular component: nucleus. The record is from RefSeq and is a predicted model, not a curated record. Gene Ontology annotation, molecular function: DNA-binding transcription factor activity, RNA polymerase II-specific; RNA polymerase II cis-regulatory region sequence-specific DNA binding. The transcript is spliced from 4 exons. Gene Ontology annotation, biological process: regulation of transcription by RNA polymerase II. Lineage: Eukaryota; Metazoa; Chordata; Amphibia; Anura; Bombinatoridae. Bases 1162 to 1833 code for a protein of 223 amino acids.
CCUGGCUUUCCAUGAAAAAUCUAAAACUACAACUUCCCAGUAAGAAGUUAGCUACUCUGUUUGUUGGACCCUUCCAGAUUAUUAAAGUCGUCAAUCAAAAUGCUAUAACCCUUCGCUUACCCUCAUCUUUAAGUAUACAUCCCACUUUUCAUGUAUCCUCACUAAAACCAGCAGCUAUUAACAGCACCCAAGUAUUACCUCCAAAAACACAAAUUCUAGAGGAUAAUAUUUAUGAAGUAGGAAACAUACUAGACUCACGCAUCAACAGGGGUCAACUUCAGUACCUGGUUAGGUGGAAAGGAUAUUCCUCUGACGAGGACACAUGGGAACCCGUUAACCAUGUCAAUGCCCCAAGACUUAUCUCUCAGUUCCAUCGACGGAAUCCCGAAAGACCACGCAUGCAAGCCGUGGGACGGCAUGCCUGAAGGGGGCAUUCUGUCAGGAAUUCUGUUCCACCUUUACAGAAAGGCUGUAAUCUCUCUAUACCACCUUUACAAACUCAGGCCAACCCCUUACCCUAUUUAAAGUUACUCUUGAGGCCAGCCAGGUGCUUAGUGAUUAAGAAAUCAACCUAACUGAGCUCCCUGCACAUGAUUUGUGCUCCAGCUAUUUCAAACCUUAGAAAGUUUAUUCCUAAAUCUUUAACCUGAAUUUCUACAAGGAAACUGGAUUGCUUUCUGCCUAGGCAGAACUUGCUACUUCUGCUCCGCUACUGCUGAAGUUUAUCAAGUGAUUUAUUGACACUACAACAGCGUGACCUGCUUGUCACAAUUUGCAAGAUUGAUACUGUUACAAUUCCCGGUAAGCUGUUUACCUCUAAUUCAACUGCCAGUCUGCAUUGCAAGUUUCAGCAGACACGGAGCUGCUCACAGCAAGACAUUCCUAAGCAGUGACAUCACAACUAUUCCAGACGGCUCAGCUUACAAGCAGAUUUCAUAUCAGCUGUUCUACCAUUCUGUCUCAGCCUGUCUCACUGAUUCACACACUCUGCUGCUACAGAACAUUUUCCUGCUAAUCUCUAUAUGCAGAUAGGAUGAAGACUUCUGCUGCUCCGGAUGUCUUCUUUUGGUCCAUCUCUGCUCGGCUGAGUGAAGACGACUCAAGAUAUAUCUAAAGAAGGUUUUACAGGGAGGAAGCCAGGUGGCCACAGAGGAGGAGCGCAUGAGAUGCCCAAAUUUCUCAUUUGAUGAGAAUGUUGCGCUAGUCCAGGCCAUCAUGGACAACCACAGUGCCCUCUUUGGCCAGGAGAAGGGCAGAGGCGUUGCCCGAAGGCGUAAGGAAGCAUGGUCGGCGGUAGAGGAGGCUGUAAACAGUGUGGCCCCGCAGAGGAGGACUGCCGAGGGACUUAAAAAAAGGUGGAAUGAUUGCAAGAGGCGGGUGAAAGAGAAGAUGGGCCAGAAAGCCAUGCACCAGAGGAAAACAGGCGGUGGUCCACCCUUGGAAGCAGAAUACAACGUAUGGCAGGAGAUGAUACGCAGCUCCCUGAGUAUCACAGCAGUCCGUGGACUUCCAGGGGCUUGUGACUCAGGGGUUGCAACCACAGCACCUCAUGCUGAACCUCCUGUCACCAGGCAUGCAGCCACCUCCACCACCAGUCACAGCCAUGCAGCCACCUCCACCACCAGUCUUCAGGCAGCAACAUGGACAUUAUGCUUCCAGGCAUCAGCAGGGUUGUGUUGGUUGAACACUUCACACACCAGCAGGACACUGCCUCCAGCCUUUCAUCUGUGGCCAGCACUCCAGCAGAAUCAUCUGAAGCUUCCCAAACCAGGAGAACCAGGAAAUCCACUCCAGUCACCUCUGCCCCCUCAUCCAAGAUGCCAGCAAAUAUAAAAUAUUCUUAUAUUUCACCAUAAA